Messenger RNA from Alligator mississippiensis (American alligator), 3245 nucleotides. It is a transcript of the gene FDX2, whose product is annotated as ferredoxin 2. Gene Ontology annotation, cellular component: mitochondrion; nucleus. The transcript has 5 exons. Bases 2105 to 2638 code for a protein of 177 amino acids. Gene Ontology annotation, molecular function: zinc ion binding; sequence-specific DNA binding; 2 iron, 2 sulfur cluster binding. Gene Ontology annotation, biological process: spermatogenesis; regulation of transcription by RNA polymerase II; oocyte development. NCBI's taxonomy places the organism in Eukaryota, Metazoa, Chordata, Crocodylia, Alligatoridae. The record is from RefSeq and is a predicted model, not a curated record.
GUGGAGGGGGCCUCCACUUGGGUCCCUGUGGCCAGGCUGCAGUGAAGCCCUGGUGGGAAGUUGCUGCUCAAUGCAGGACUGACUCCAUGGGGGUUUCCACUCUCGUGCUUCAGGGGCUAAAGGGUCCAAGCUGCCCAGAGAGUGGCUGGGGAGUGGGGCAGCAGAGCCCCAACUAGCAGGGCUGCAAUGAUUCUAGAGGGUCCCCCCCCCUCCACCACACACCAAGGGGUAUCUGGAAGGCAACUGUGGAGCUGAGGCAGAGAGAUGCCUAGCCCGGGGCUGGCUGGGUGCGGGGUGCUGGCAGGCAGCCCUCACUGCUUCUCAGCCAUUUGUGGCCCUUUUGCCAUCAUUCCCUUGGUGCCUGCAGCUCAGGCUGGACCUGAGCACGGGGGCUGCAGCCCUCCUGCACAAUAAAGCUGGUGUUUGCAGAACAUGACACAUGGGCUCUUCAUUGUUAGCCUUGCCUGGGCAGCAGGGAGUGGAGAGGCAACUCCCCACUGUGGGGUUGGGGUGGGUUUGCAGUAGUGGCACAGAGCUGUGCAUGUGGGCAUCAGGACCUGGGGCAUCUAGCAAUGCCUCCUGCAUACUGCAGGUGGCCCCUGCUGCCCCCAACACUUCCUGUCCCAAGCUGUGAGCCACCCCGUCCCCAGAGGCUGCUCCAUAGUACCAGUGAGCAAAGGGCCCCUGCCUGGGGCUUGGUCUUCACAAAAAGGGUCCAUGCUGGGAGUGCCCUGGUGCCUGUAACUCAUGACAGCACCUUCCAGGAAGAGGAGCAUUGGAGUGGGAGGCACUCCCUGCCUUGAGUACCCCCCCACUUUGAGUCCAGGCCAGUUCUUAGCAUGAUUCCCAGCCCCACAGAGAAUUCCCCCCCACUCCCAUUCUGGCUCAGCUGCUGGAAAGGGGCCUUCUCUGCCUAGGGGAUGCAGUGCAUCUGGAGCUAAAGCAGGUACAGAAUCUCCAUGGGCCCCAGGCUUCAGCCUCCUCCGCCAGGAAAGCAGCCGGCCCACACUCACUGCUCUACACUGUCCUGUCUCUGAGUCUGCCUCUUUAGGGCUCUGGAGCUUCCCAUCCUCUGAAGCCAGGCUGGUCCCAGUAGGCGUUUGUCUGGAGCUUGCUAGUGGGGUCAGCCCAGGCCAUUUACCCACAGGUGAAGCCCUUAGACCUGUGUUUCUCCACCUCAUGCACCCCCUGCCCUGCUUACACCAAGAGCCCCAGUAUUUGGCUUCUACACUGUAUCUGACUGCAGAGAAAUGAGAAUGACUUCAUUUCUCCCUCCAGGGAACUACAGCAGGGUAGAAGAUUGUAUCUUGGCUGGAAAUGCCCCCUAGCAAACAGGUGUGGGCAUUUGCUAGUGUUGCCUGGCUCUGCCCCCCAGUCAGCACCUGGUAGGUACUCAGGAGCUCAGGCAGGUCUCCUGGGUGCUGGUUCAUCUUUUCCUCAAGGAAAGAAGCCAUCCAGGGAAACAGGCAGGCCUUGAGGAGCACAAGGAAGCCAGAAGCCUCCCAACAAAGCCCAGGUUGCUCACAGCUGCCAGGGCAAGACCUGAGCCUUAGACGCCAGUCAGGAUGGGCCUCGGAGGUAGGUGGGAUGGAGGAAGUCUAGAACACAUCCCAGGCCUCUCCUCUGCCCGGAUUCCCUCCAAUCUCUCUCCCCCCACCCCUCCUGCGGGGCUGGGGGGGACGACAGACUUCCACCUACGUGGUCCGGGGAAACCAGGUCUGGCAGGACCCCUCCUCCACCCAUGACUCCCAGGGGAGGCACCCAAGAGCUGGGCAGGGCCCCAGCUGGUCUCCUGGGCUUGUCCUGGAGCCUCCUGCCUGCUCCUGGUGAUGAGGGGGGAAUCCCCUUGCCCCCUCCUCCCAAUCAGGAGAAGAUUCACUCUUUGCACGGCGGUGCCCGGGGGCACUGGCUCCCGUGGGGCAGCGCUGGAUGAGUCCCGCGGGGUGUGGGCUAAGCCCCAGGACCGGAGGCUGCGUCUUCCCUCGCGGCUCCUUAUGGCCGCGGCGCUCGCUGCCCAGGUGUGCCGGGUUAAGGCCCCCGCCCCCGGCCUAUCGUUCCCCGCCCCACUCCGGGCCUAGCUGUGGGCUGCGCCCGGCUCCCCGGGAUGGAGCCCUCCUGGGAGCUUUUCCUCGACGGCCCCCCGCCGGACUUCUCCGUCCUGCAGCAGCUGCUCUGCCUGGAGCCGGAGCCCUGGAGCCCGGCCCCGGCCCCGGCCCCGGCCAGCCCGGCGGGGGGACCCAGCCCAACAUGUUGGAGGAGAAGAGGCCACCAAGCUAAUCUCAUUAAGCAGCUCUGCCUAUCGAGGGAACUCAGCUCUGAGGAUGAGCCGGACUCCCUGUCAGCACAGAGGGGCAAGUGCUGUGCUUCCUGCAAGACGCAGAAGACGCCUCUGUGGAGAAUUGCAGAGGAUGGGACCCCGCUUUGUAAUGCUUGUGGCAUCAGGUACAAGAAGUACCGGAUCCGGUGUUUCCGUUGCUGGAACAUCCCGAGGAAAAACAGAAAGUUACACUCAUGGUGCCCUAAGUGCGGAGAAAGGCUCCAUCUGGCAGUGGCUAUGCCGAGAAGCAGGAAAAGGCCGUCAGCUUCAAGGAGGCCCCUCCUGUUCUGUCUUCCAGAAAAGGCGAUGAUGACAUCCUGACACCUCCCAUCAAGGUCCUCUACUGUUAACUGUGUGGGGGCAGUUCGAUGAAGGGUUUGGCCAACUUGGCAGGCCCAAGGCAUCAUUCUCAGGAGUGGGCAUGGCUACAAAGCAGGCACCAGCUCCAUUCAGCUGCCCUCCUGAGCCUACUCUGGCUGCUCAGUACCGAGAGCACAACUCUGGCUUGCAUGGGCUGCCCAGAUGUUGGGGCUUGAUGGCAACUCCUGGGUCUUGCAGGGCUGACAGCGCUGCCAAGGUAAAUCCUGAGAUCAUCCUUGGAGCAACAGCAGAAUGUGAGGCGGUGGGGAGGGAGAACUUUCAGGCCGGUCACUCCGCAGCCAAGCAGCAAUCUGCAUCUCCUCUGCCCUGAUAGUCCUGGAACUCCCUGCCAGUCAGCUAUUUCUGGAGCCCCUUGGUCCAGCAUGAAAACCCAGAGAGAAGAACCAGCUGCCAAAGUGCUUGGGAAAGAACAAGGUUUCUUCAUUAAACUGUGACCCUGGUUUGUUGCCGUCUCAAGAGCGGCCACCCUGGCUGCUGGCCUGAGACAAACGCUGCUAGUGUUUGACAAACUCUUGCUACUAUGGACCAAAAACAGCUUUUCCUCGAA